GGCGCUGCCCCGCUGCCGUUAUCAACUUAUUCUGUGAUAGUAGUACACCGGCUCUGCGUUAUCACUAAUUAACGUUUGACAAAAAUAUAAAUCCACUAUUCACUAUUCAGUGUUGUAUUCCAGAGUUCCAGCAGAGUCCAGACUCCGGUUUCAGAUUUCCAGAAUCCAAACUUCCAGAAUGUACAAUCUUUGACCGUCGAGAAAAUGUGAAAUUUGUUUAAAAUGUUUAAUGAUUUAAUGAUGAUAUUAAAUAUUUAAAUUUUUAAACUGUUCAUUCUUAUUGUUGCGGAGUUUUUGAUCAUUAUUUUCUUUCCUUUUGGCGGCUAUCACAAUGAAUGCCGAAUUCUAUCGGCUAGGAGUCAAUAUUGCUGUAACACAUUCAAGGCAGAAGUCGACAAUCUAUGCACUCUCUUCAGGUCUUGGAAAAUGUGGUGUAGCUGUAAUCAGAGUAUCUGGUCCAUGUACAUCUAAGGCUAUAUUAAAUAUGACCCAUUUAAAAUAUUUGCCAAGACCUAGAAAAGCUUGUUUGAACAAAAUUAUAGACCCAACUACUAAAGAACAAUUAGACAUUGGAUUAUUACUGUGGUUUCCAGGCCCCAAAAGUUUCACUGGCGAAGAUUGCUGCGAAUUUCAAGUACACGGUGGUAGAGCUGUUGUCACUUCAGUUCUUCAAGGUUUAUCUAAGCUACCAGAUUUUCGACCAGCCGACCCCGGAGAAUUCACCAAACGUUCGUUUUAUAAUAACAAAAUGGAUUUAACUGAAGUAGAAGGUUUGGCCGAUCUUAUAGAAGCUGACACUGAGCUUCAAAGAAAGCAAGCACUGAUGCAGUUAGAAGGUUCUUUGAGACAACUCUACGAUUCUUGGAGACAAUAUCUUUUAGAAAAUUUAGCUUAUGUCGAAGCUUAUAUAGAUUUCAGUGAAACAGAUAAUAUUGAAGACUUGGUGUUGGAAAAUGUUAAAGAAAAUCUAGAAAAACUAGCUAAAGAGAUUGAGAUGCACUUAAUGGACAACAGGUCAGGUGAACUUUUACGCGAUGGAGUAAAAGUGGCAAUAAUCGGAGCACCGAAUACAGGAAAGAGUAGUCUCUUGAAUUCUUUGUGUAGCAGAGAAGCGGCUAUAGUAACAGAAUUGCCUGGUACAACUAGAGAUCCAAUUCAGGUUCCCCUAGACGUGUCUGGUUACUCUGUACUUUUGAUCGACACUGCAGGGAUUCGUUCACAAACUGUAGACUUGAUUGAAGGCUUGGGAAUAAAGAAAUCUAAAGUCCAGGCUGAAAGUGCCGACAUGGUGAUUCUGGUAACUGAUGCUCAAUGUCUCCUCGAUGUAGACAACAUAGAUUUGUGGCUUAAAAAACAUGUUGAAAAUUUGAAAGUGCAGUGUGAUAAUUGUCUAGUAUAUGUGAAUAAAAUUGACAAUUUGUCGGACGACCAAGUUAUUAGACUUAAAAAAGUAUCACAAAAUUCUAAAUGGACCUUGUGUUUUGGUUCAUGUAAAGUCAAUGAAGGUUUGAUGGAUAUGAUGAGGACAUUUGAAAAUUGUUUGCAACAAUUAUGUGGAAAUCCGAAUUUUGAACAUCCUCGAUGUAGUCAAGCAAGACACAGAUAUUGUCUCUUAAACGCAUUAAAUAAUGUACAGACAUAUCUUAAAAUAUCUGAGUCCGACAAAAACAUUGAUGUCGCUGCACAGCAUUUGCGUAAGGCAACAUUAUAUGUAGGGAAAAUUACAGGACACGUAUCGACUGAAGAAGUACUCACCGAAAUAUUUUCCAAAUUUUGUAUUGGUAAAUAAAAAGAUAAUAAUUUAUAAAUGUUAACUCCUAUAUUAUAGUUUUAGUUUAGUCAUUUUUCUCUUGAGUAUGUAUUAAUAUGUAAUGUAUAUUUAUUAUAACAUGUAUAAAUCUGUACUUGUGGUCUGUAGAUACAACAAUAAUAAUAAUUAAUUAACAACCCUA
Molecule: messenger RNA, 1952 nt
Organism: Acyrthosiphon pisum (pea aphid)
Lineage: Eukaryota; Metazoa; Arthropoda; Insecta; Hemiptera; Aphididae
Product: tRNA modification GTPase GTPBP3, mitochondrial
Exons: 8
Coding region: 332-1789 (485 amino acids)
Biological process (GO): tRNA wobble uridine modification; tRNA methylation
Cellular component (GO): mitochondrion; cytoplasm
Molecular function (GO): GTPase activity; GTP binding; protein binding
Source: RefSeq, a predicted model, not a curated record